AUGGCGAUAGCCUCUGCCCGUUUGGUCUGGUCUGUUCUGCGUAAGUUGUUGCUGUUCUACAGCGAACGGGAUACGAUGGGAAUCAAUGAGGCCGAUAAGGAGGAAGCAGAAAAGGCGUCAACCGAACCAACGACUGGGGUUACGUCGAGAUAUGCAUCGAUCCACCGCGCAGUUAAGGGGGCUGUAGACAUGCGAGCGCAGUGUUACGCGAAGCGGAUU
Iphiclides podalirius (scarce swallowtail) is the source of this 219-nucleotide messenger RNA. The record is from the annotation of a GenBank genome assembly. Lineage: Eukaryota; Metazoa; Arthropoda; Insecta; Lepidoptera; Papilionidae.